CACAGGGUUAUUGUCGGAGUUGCUUCUUCAGAGAGAAACAUUAGAGAGGGGUGUUCAUCUUCCACAUCUCAAGGAGACACCCAAAAAGAAAAACCAAACCUUUGAAGAACGAAAAGGGUUAUUAAAAAAGCAACAAACUUUGAGAGUAACAAAGAAAAAGUAGUUAUCAUGGCGGCAUUGGAGGAGCUAAAGAAGAAGCUGUCUCCAUUGUUUGAUGCUGAGAAGGGUUUUUCUUCAUCUUCAUCUUUGGAUCCAAACGAUUCAUAUUUAGUAAGAUUCCUGUGAUUUUCGUUGUUAAGAAGUUUUGUUAUGUUUCUGGUUUGUUUACUUUUAUCUUCUUUUUGUUUGUUUGUGAAGUUAUCUGAUGGUGGGACUGUGAAUUUACUUAGUAGAUCAUAUGGAGUUUAUAAUUUUAACGAGCUCGGGUUACAAAAAUGUACAUCUUCUCAUGUGGAUGAGUCUGAAAGUUCCGAGACGACGUAUCAAUGUGCUUCUCACGAAAUGCGGGUUUUUGGAGCUAUAGGAAGCGGAGCUAGCAGCGUUGUUCAACGAGCUAUUCAUAUCCCUAAUCAUAGAAUUUUAGCGUUGAAGAAGAUUAAUAUCUUUGAAAGGGAGAAAAGGCAGCAAUUGCUUACAGAGAUACGGACAUUGUGUGAAGCUCCUUGUCAUGAAGGACUUGUGGAUUUUCACGGAGCGUUUUAUAGUCCAGACUCGGGACAAAUCAGCAUAGCUCUUGAAUAUAUGAAUGGAGGAUCUCUUGCUGAUAUUUUAAAAGUAACAAAGAAGAUACCUGAGCCGGUUCUUUCAUCAUUGUUCCACAAACUUUUGCAAGGAUUGAGCUACUUGCAUGGAGUGAGACAUCUUGUUCAUAGAGACAUUAAACCUGCUAAUUUGCUUAUAAAUCUCAAAGGGGAACCGAAGAUAACCGAUUUUGGCAUAAGUGCUGGCCUUGAGAAUUCAAUGGCUAUGUGUGCUACUUUUGUUGGAACUGUCACCUACAUGUCACCAGAGAGGAUAAGGAAUGACAGUUAUUCUUAUCCAGCUGAUAUAUGGAGCCUUGGUCUCGCUCUUUUUGAAUGCGGCACUGGAGAGUUUCCGUAUAUAGCUAAUGAAGGGCCUGUUAAUCUUAUGUUGCAGAUAUUGGAUGAUCCUUCACCAACACCACCAAAACAAGAAUUCUCACCAGAGUUCUGUUCCUUCAUUGAUGCUUGCCUCCAGAAGGAUCCAGAUGCUCGACCAACAGCUGACCAGCUCUUGUCACACCCUUUUAUUACAAAACACGAGAAGGAAAGAGUAGAUUUGGCGACUUUUGUUCAAAGCAUCUUUGAUCCAACUCAGAGAUUGAAAGAUUUAGCUGAUAUGCUCACCAUACAUUAUUACUCCCUCUUUGAUGGAUUUGAUGAUCUUUGGCACCACGCAAAAUCGCUCUACACUGAAACUUCAGUUUUCAGUUUCUCUGGGAAACAUAACACAGGAUCAACUGAAAUCUUCUCAGCAUUAUCAGACAUUCGUAACACAUUAACAGGAGAUUUACCGAGUGAGAAACUUGUUCAUGUCGUUGAGAAGCUUCAUUGCAAACCUUGCGGCAGUGGUGGAGUCAUAAUUCGUGCUGUUGGAUCGUUUAUUGUUGGAAAUCAGUUUCUGAUCUGUGGUGAUGGAGUCCAAGCAGAAGGGCUUCCGAGUUUCAAAGAUCUUGGCUUCGAUGUCGCAAGUAGACGUGUUGGCCGAUUUCAAGAACAGUUUGUUGUUGAAUCUGGUGAUCUUAUUGGAAAGUAUUUUCUUGCUAAGCAAGAGCUUUAUAUUACAAACUUAGAUUAGAUAAACACACAUGAGAAAACGUUUGUUCUCUACUGUACUAUAAUGUAACUAUGAACUUGUUUAAUUACUAACAUAUGUAAUUGUAUUUGUUUAAGGUUCAUAAAAAGUGCCGGAGAGAAUUAGCCAAUGAUCAGGUGAUGAAGGCUUUGUUGUGU
Arabidopsis thaliana (thale cress) is the source of this 1973-nucleotide messenger RNA. It is a transcript of the gene MKK3, whose product is annotated as mitogen-activated protein kinase kinase 3. The coding region runs from base 310 to 1818 and encodes 502 amino acids. Gene Ontology annotation, cellular component: cytoplasm; nucleus. Gene Ontology annotation, biological process: response to other organism. The transcript is spliced from 9 exons. NCBI's taxonomy places the organism in Eukaryota, Viridiplantae, Streptophyta, Magnoliopsida, Brassicales, Brassicaceae. Gene Ontology annotation, molecular function: protein kinase activity; protein tyrosine kinase activity; protein serine kinase activity. The record is from RefSeq and is marked reviewed.